This is a messenger RNA of Lottia gigantea (owl limpet), 2544 nucleotides long. RefSeq lists its product as hypothetical. The transcript has 2 exons. NCBI's taxonomy places the organism in Eukaryota, Metazoa, Mollusca, Gastropoda, Lottiidae. Bases 1 to 2544 code for a protein of 847 amino acids. The record is from RefSeq and is a predicted model, not a curated record.
AUGGAUUCAAAUCCGCCUACCCCGAAAAGCUCACGCGUGUGUCUCUCUAAAUUAGCUGACGCGUUAGCGUAUGCUGAUUCUGAAGCUGGGCGUGCGGCUUCAUCUUCUGCACCAUCACCUGAUCAAGCUCCACAUAUUGAGUAUUUACCAGAAAGAGCAGAGAAGUCUUUAAAACAACCAUCGCCUCUAUCUGCUGCAUCUGUCGAGAUAUUGCCAGAUCGGACAUCUACUGGAAUGUCAUCACGACAUGCGGCUUUCGGAGAUCUGUCAUCACGACGGGUAGCUUCUGCGGAUCUGUCAUCACGAUGGACAGCUUCUGCAGAUGUUUCAUCGCGACGGGCAGCUUCUGCAGAUGUUUCAUCGCGACGGGCAGCUUCUGCGGAUCUGUUGGGACGGACACCUGUGUUGUCAGGACAGGCAGCUUCUCUUUAUCUGUCAUCAAGAAGAGCAGCAUCUGUAAGACGUUCACCGGCACGAGAUGCAACCCUUGAAAUGUCACCUCGAGGAACAACAUCUCUCUACUUGUCACCAGGACGCGAUGACACACUUGAAAUGUCACCUUUAAGAUCAACAUCUUAUUACCUGUCACCAAGACGAGAUGCAACCUUUGACAUGUCACCCGUAAGGUCAACAUCUCUCCAUCUGUCACCAGGACGAGAUGCAACUUGUAAUAUGUCACCCGAAAGAUCAUCUCUCUACAUGUCAGCAGGUCAAGAUGCAACCUUUGCAAAUGCAAUGUCACCUGGAAGAUCAACAUAUCUUCACCUGCCAUCAGGACAAAAUGCAAUCCGUCAUAUGUCACCGGGAAGAUCUUUAUCGCUCUACCUGUCACCGGAACAAGAUUCAACUCGCGAUAUGUCACCUGGAGGAUCAUCAUCUCUCCACCUGUCAACAGGGCGAGAUGCAAUCCUUCAUAUAUCAUCGGGAAGAUCAUCAUCUCUCCACAUGUCAUCGGGACGAGAUGUUCAAGAGUCACCGGGACAAGAUUCCUCGUUUUACCUGACAUCAGGACAAUCAGAAUCCAUUGACAAGACACUAAGAAGAUCAACAUUACUUGAUUUGUCACCAGGACGAACUGCAUCUCUUCAUCAGUCACCUGGACAAGCAAAAACUUUUGACAUUUCAAGAGUACAAACAGAGUCACCUGGCAUAUCACCUGGCAGAUCCACAUCUCUCAAUCUGUCAUCAGAGCGAGCUACAUCCAUUGAAGUAUCACCAGGGAAAGCAGAAUCUGAAAUCUUGACCAGGCAGACAGCAUUUAACAAGACUGAAGAUCACGAGAGAGGUCUUUCUGUUGCUUCCUCGGCUGCCCAGAUACAAAUGUCAGUAAUACAGAGAUUGGAUCUGCUGACAGAGAUGACCAAUGCCAUAGGUAGUCCAGAACCAACAUCGAAUGAUGUCACCUUUCGAGUCCAGGCUUCUCCUGUGUCAUUUGGACCCAUGCCAUUGCCUCCUAUAGGGGGUUCUGUUCGGGAAAAUAGAUCUCAUGCAGACAUGAGGAAAUCAGAAAUGGAAAGACGGAAAGAUGAGAAGGAAAACGAUUUGCAACAAAUUAAGUCCAUUUUAUCUUUUCAAAUGAAAGCAUUUGCAGAGAGAAAUGUAACAGGCAACGACUUCAGAAUUUUAGCCAAACUUCGAAAUGAGGGCUCCUUGUCUGAAAGUACACCAUUGGUCCAGAAAGACAAUAAUAACACUGCCCAUAGUAAGAUUAAGCCAAAACAUGUUCUGGUACCUCCAAAAGCUUCUAAGGCACCAAGUCAACCAAAGAGGCAAGUAAUAGUUCGCGAAACUAAAGCCUCUAACUUAAGAAAACAGAUACAAAACGAGCAACCAGUAGUAACUAAGAAGGUGUUGCCAACAGUGAAGGCUCCGACAAACCCUCCAACAAGAGCAAUUGUGUUGCCGCCAGUGAACGCUCCGACAAACCCUCCAGCGAGAGCAAUUGUGUUGCCGCCAGUGAACACUCCGACAAACCCUCCAGCAAGAGCAAUUGUGUUGCCGCCAGUGAACGCUCCGACAAACCCUCCAGCAAGAGCAAUUGUGUUGCCGCCAGUGAACGCUCCGACAAACCCUCCAGCAAGAGCAAUUGUGGUCCCUCCACAGAGGUCUUUUUCUCCUCAAUACAGUUCACGAACUUCUUCUGAAUCGCCUCCACUAACGCCAAAAGAAGAUGAGCCACCACGUCCAGAUUUUGUGCCGAGGCUUGACCUUUCUUUUGUCCUUUCACCGGAAGAUUAUCCGACCGGGAACCCCAUUCCACCACCAGUGUUUGCCGUCCGUGAAACUAAAGCCUCAAAGCUCCGGCGUCAAAAGAAAAUGGAGGAAGAAGAAAGGAAAGCCAAUUCUCAAGGGAAGCGCGUGAAGUCAAGAGACGUCGCAAGUGAAGAAUCACUAGUGACCGUACAGAGAUCACGGACACCAACCAAAACAUUCAAAGCAUCUCUUGCCAAAGUAUGCAAAAAGCAAGUACCAGUGGUUGUAAAAGAAACGAAAGCUUCAAAAUUGCGUAAGCUCCCCGAGAUAAAGAAAGCCAAUAGGAAAUAA